Messenger RNA from Prunus avium (sweet cherry), 812 nucleotides. Its product is annotated as histone-lysine N-methyltransferase. NCBI's taxonomy places the organism in Eukaryota, Viridiplantae, Streptophyta, Magnoliopsida, Rosales, Rosaceae. The record is from RefSeq and is a predicted model, not a curated record.
CCCAAAUUCUGGCCCACCUGAUAUAAUGGAGUUAUAGAGGAAGAGGAGUGAAAUCAAAGGAGGAGCGAAAGAUGAUGAGAGGUGUAGGAGGGCCUCUUCUAUGCAUAGGCGAUCUGCUGAGCGAUGUAGGAGAAUCAGAUGCUUCACCACCACCACCACCACCACCACCACAACAACAACAUGAACCCUCUUCAUCUUCUCCUAUUUCCAGCUCCACUGAAAGCUUGGACCUCACCAAGUUAUUCCAGGAGAACUAUGAGCAGUUGAACGAGGCGCUUGUGGGUACAGACCACUCAUGGGCAGCUCUUACUUUGAAGUUAUGCAGUGCUCUGGAUACUGCGAACAAGUUAGUUCAGUCAACAAACUCAAAUGUCAUGUCGUUGUCGGAGAAGGUUGGAGAGCUUGAGGGAGUUGUCAAGAGGGCAGAUUCUGCCAUAGCAGCAGCAAGGGUCGUCCAUGGCUCACUAAACAAAACAGAGGGAAAACUUAUCGGCAAUGAAAAUGUCAAAUGAUCUAUGUCUCCUAAAAAACAAGGUUAGUUUGUUUAAGGGAAAAGAAAUGAACAUACCAACUCUUAAAAAUUGUGAGGCUCCCUUUAAUGUAAGAACUUAAAAGUUUCUCAAUUAAUGUAAAAGAUAUUAGAUCAAGAUUCAAAGUCUUAUUGUCGCAUGAGUGUAGGCUGCUUCUCCUUUUAAAAAUCUUCCUCUGUCUUUAGUUAUAAAAUACCCCUUGUGACUGAGGAUGCUAAAUGCCAUAUCAAGAACUGUAACUGUAAGCAUGUUUAACAUAAUAAACUUUUGAUAGUUUUUUCA